Messenger RNA from Aspergillus fumigatus Af293, 858 nucleotides. RefSeq names its product RTA1 domain protein. The record is from RefSeq and is a predicted model, not a curated record. The coding region runs from base 1 to 858 and encodes 285 amino acids. Lineage: Eukaryota; Fungi; Ascomycota; Eurotiomycetes; Eurotiales; Aspergillaceae. Gene Ontology annotation, cellular component: membrane. The transcript is spliced from 3 exons.
AUGUCACCCAACAACAGCUUCGUCCUCUAUCACUACGAGCCCUCCCUACCAGCAGCAAUUGCCUUUUCGGUGUUGUUCAACAUCACAACACUGGCCCAUGUAUACCAGCGCGUCAAGUCCGGAUCCAAUUACAUGAACCCAUUCAUCGUGGGCGGAUUCUUCCAAGUCACCGGCUAUGGAUGCCGCGCAGCAUCCCACUUCCUUGGAACGUCCACCACGCUCUACGCCAUCCAGACCCUUCUGGUCCUGUUGGCACCAACGCUCUACGCAGCAUCGAUCUACAUGAUCCUGGGCCGGGUGAUCCGAUACCUCCAUGCAGAACGACUAAGUCCCGUGCCGGUGAAAUGGAUGACCAAGACUUUUGUGGCGGGCGAUAUCCUCUCGUUUAUCCUCCAGGGAGCCGGCGGCGGAGUCAUGUCCGCCGGCUCGGCAAAUUCCCAUGAUAUCGGCACGUAUAUCAUCCUCGCUGGUCUGGCUGUUCAGCUUCUGUUCUUUGGUGUUUUUGUUUUUGUGGCCUUUGUCUUCCACUUUCGGUUCUCCAGUUCCCAGGGUGCAGGUACUUCGGGGAAUGUGCCCUGGGUGAAGAGCUGGAACGGUCUUCUCUGGGUGCUGUACCUGGUUAGCGCGCUCAUUCUCAUCCGAAGUGCGUUUCGGAUGGUGGAGUUUGCGCAGGGGUUCGAUGGGUAUCUCAUCCGUCAUGAAAUCUUCAUGUAUGUUUUCGACACGGCGUUAAUGUUUGUUUUGAUGGUUGUGAUGAAUACGGUUCAUCCUUCUGGUGUUUCGAGUGCGGGAAAGGGUGAGCUGGUGGAAUGUGAGACUCUGAGGGCUCGGGGUAGCGACGCAGAAAGAGGGGUCUAG